Staurois parvus is the source of this 523-nucleotide messenger RNA. Lineage: Eukaryota; Metazoa; Chordata; Amphibia; Anura; Ranidae. The record is from the annotation of a GenBank genome assembly.
GUCACCAGGCAUCAGGUCAUUUGGCUCGCCAGCGGGCACCGCGUCAUCUGGCAAGGCAGUGGGCACCGAGUCACCAGGCACGACAGUGGGUUCCGAGUCAACUGGCAUGACCACGGGCACUGGGUCAGACAUUGGAUCGUCUGGCUCGACAGCGGGCAUCGGGUCACCAGGCAUCAGGUCAUUUGACUCGACAGCGGGCACCGCGUCAUCUGGCAAGGCAGUGGGCACCGAGUCACCAGGCACGACAGUGGGCUCUGAGUCAAUUGGCACGACAGCGGGCACCGGGUCAUCAGGUACCGGAUUGUCUGGAUCGACAGCGGGCACCGGGUCAUCUGGCGUUGGAUUGUCUGGCUCGACAGCGGGCAUCAGGCAGUGGGCACCAAGUCACCAGGCAUGACAGCGGGCACUGGGUCAACUGGCCUAAUGGAAUCAUCAGGCUGGGUAGAGGCAUCAGGCUGGGUAGAGGCAUCAGACUGGGUAGAGGCAUCAGGCUGAAUUGUGGGCGCCGAGGCACCAGGCUGCA